UUUUUUUGUUGUGUAGAGGUUUGAGAAUGACCCCAUUUUUAAUUUUGUUGUCCGUGUCUUUCAUUGUUAUAAGUAGUACUGAAGGAGCAAGAAGUGUUGAAGAUCUUGAAAUAGAUAGACAACUCAAGAUUCUGAACAGACCCUACAUCAAAAGCAUCAAGACUGUAGAAGGUGAUAUCUUUGAUUGCAUUGACAUCUAUAAACAACCGGCCUUUGAUCAUCCUUUGCUUAAAAACCAUAGCAUUCAGCUGAAACCUAGUGCUUUACCAGAGGAAAUGAGAGAAGCAGAUGAAACUUCACCGCCUCUAGCCAAACUUUCUGCUGUAGGAUUGAGUGAGGCCUGCCCAUUUGGUACUGUUCCCAUCAAGAGGACUCGAAAGGAAGACUUGAUAUGGGCGAAAAUGUUCGCGAAAAACUGUGUGUCGAACUCUGGCACUCCUUAUCAUCAUCAUGCGACAGCAAUAUUACCAGACAGUCCAGGCAAGCUCUACCUGGGAGCUGGCGCACGAGUUAAUACACAAAACCCACAAGUUACAAAUGCCCAAUUCAGUCUAGCAUUUGUACAGAUUCAAAGUGGCGUUAACGUGAUUGGUGCCAUUCAAGCUGGAUGGAUGGUGAAUCCAAGAUUAUAUGGCGAUAAUGCUACUCGAACUUUUGGUGCAUGGACGGCAGGCAAAGGUACUGGUUGUUUCAAUAUGCUCUGCUCAGGUUUUAUUCAAGUUAACUCGAAAUUUCCUCUGGGUUAUGUCAUUAGUAAGAUUUCCGAGUACGAUGGUGAACAAUAUUAUAUCAACUUUAAAAUAUUCAAGGAUAUCAAAUCAGGAAAUUGGUGGCUUGCACAUGAUGACUUGAAUAAACCUGUUGGGUAUUGGCCAAACUCCUUAUUUUCAAGUCUAUCCAGCUAUGCAACUCAGAUAACAUGGGGAGGAGGAGUUUUGACAGACAACAAUGACGCUAGUCCCCCAAUGGGAAGCGGCCACUUUGCAGAUGAAGGCUACGCCAGGGCUGCUUAUCAACGAGAACUUCAAAUUGUAGAUCAAUCCAACAAAUUGAUAUAUGUUGACGACGAUUUACUGCAAUAUGACGCAGAUAUCCAAAAAUGUUACACCGUAGAGAAACUUUAUGGAACUGACCAUGGCUUCCUAUAUGGCGGCCCUGGUGGUAUUUGUGAAGGGUAAUUUAGAG
Juglans regia (Persian walnut) is the source of this 1185-nucleotide messenger RNA. RefSeq lists its product as uncharacterized. Lineage: Eukaryota; Viridiplantae; Streptophyta; Magnoliopsida; Fagales; Juglandaceae. The transcript is spliced from 7 exons. Bases 27 to 1178 code for a protein of 383 amino acids. The record is from RefSeq and is a predicted model, not a curated record.